This is a messenger RNA of Sipha flava (yellow sugarcane aphid), 1950 nucleotides long. RefSeq lists its product as uncharacterized. The transcript is spliced from 3 exons. The record is from RefSeq and is a predicted model, not a curated record. NCBI's taxonomy places the organism in Eukaryota, Metazoa, Arthropoda, Insecta, Hemiptera, Aphididae. Bases 136 to 669 code for a protein of 177 amino acids.
CGGUAACAUUGGUAACGGUCAGUGUUAUUUACGACGCGCGUAUACGUACCUGCCAAGCGGUAAGCGUUAAGCGGGACAUUACCCGUGGCUCGCACGUACCGCUAGGCACCUAAACGGAGACCCGUAGCGUCCGCGAUGACCACUGUCCGACCUCGCAAGAAUAGCAGCCAGAAACAGACGUUCGAAAUGCCGCACUGCGAUGGUGAUGCGGGACACGUUUGGAGGUCGACCACGCACGAGACUUACGGCCGGGCGCAAGCGUCGGUCGUGAGAACACCGUGCGAUGACAAAGAGAGAAAAAGAAAAGAAUUGGAAGAACAUUUGUGGAAGACAAUGACUGAAAAAGUACUGAAUGACAUGGCAGAAAAAACCAAAAACUAUUACGCUCAAAAUAAUCAGUUCGAAACAACCUACAGCAGCAAUUUUCAAAUUAAAGGGUUCAAACUAAAAGAAAUAGGAGACCAAUUAAAUGAAGAACUAUGCGCCAAGUACCCAUUGUAUAACACUACUGGGAUACCCCUACAUCAGUACGAAUGCAAUAAAGCUAAGCAACCUGUGCAUAAACCUUUGGUUCAUAUGUUCAAAAAGGAUAGCAGGUUUACUAGUUACUUGAGUGAUCCCAAUGAUUAUCACGCUCCAGUUGCUAUGGGACAUUUUGCAUUUGUUUGAAAAAAUCACGUUGUUCUUGUGUGAUUCUGUGAAUUUCAGAAACGAAUGUAUUCUAUUAUACAACAUUAAAUGAUGAAUUUGAAUAUACCUCUCUUCAUCACUCCUUAAUUUAUAAAACAUAUGCAUACUCCAAGAAAAGAAACAUUUUUUUUUCUUUUUUUUUUUCGAUAUAUAUCUCUGCAACUUAGAAACAUAGAUUUAGAACAUUGGCUUACAGUGGUAACAAUAAGUUGUGAAAUAGUGUAAAAUUAGUGCUUGUUUUUUGAAAUACGUAAUUAAUUUGGUGUAUUGGUUAUAGAAUAGUCUAUUCUAUAAUCAAUGAUUUGAUGGCAUCAUGGCUUAUGGUCUAUGGCAUCAUUGUUAUAAAUCAAGAUAGACACUCAUCCGAAUUCUAGCAGCACUGGGCGGUGCUUAACAGUAGAACUUAUCAGUAAGUACGACUAAUAAACGCGCCGUACUGUUUAUUCUAUGCUAUAAAAAUGAAAUUCUUUCAUAACCGAAAAUAGCAAGAACUCUUGGACGUAGUCAAUUGAUGACGCGAAAUUUUUUUUUGUAGGGAAUUAAAAAAAAUGUAUUUAAUAAGUUCACACAUUAGUUUUUACUUCGACACUCUUAGUAUCCUCACUUUUGAUACACAGCUUUUUAGCAACUUUUUCACACGGAUAUUUAACAUUGAAAUUUGAUUAUUGAUUGAAGUAAGAAAAAAUUCAAUAAAUUUGCCUAUUUAUGACGUAAAAGCAAUAAUAAAUAAAGAAAGAAAUUAUUUAGAUCAAAUUAUUUUCUUAAAAUGCUUUCUUUAUGUUUAUUUCUGCAUGAUUAAUACAAGAUUUUUAGUUAGAGGAAUUAAUUUUUUUUAAGUCACGUUUAUGAUUGCUUAUAUCUUGAUAUGUUAGCUAUCACAAUGAUACUUAAGCUCUCCCAAUAUUGCAUCCUCAUGUACUAUGUCUAUUUUUCUAUUUAUUUCUGUACCAUCCCGAUAACUCAUUAAAUAUUGAUGAUAUCAAAAAACUUAUGAGAUAACUCGACUAUUGUACUUUGUUCAAUCUACUUUGUACAGUUCGCGAUGUAUAUAAAAAUUCCUGCAACACAAUAUUAUAACAUAACAUGAACCUAUAUUUCACGUUGUGAAGUAAACAAUUCCAGAUUUAUUGUAUGUAACACAAAUAAUAAUAGAAAAAUCGUAAAUCUUAUGAAAUUUAUUUGUGAAACAUUUUAUAUAAUUCUAGUUACAAUUUAUUAGUAAAUUGCACUAGCUAUUUCACGUUACAAAAAAUGAAAGCA